AUGGUUAGCAAGCUGUCCGCCACUUGUAACCAGAGCGUGUCCUCUGUCAUAAGCUCCGUUGACCGGAUGCUACACAAUGGCCUUUUGGACACCGCAUGCAACAAGCUUUUCGAUUUUCAUUGUCACAAAGCGGGAAAACCUACCCUACGUCUGGACUCUUCCGCCCGAUCCUAUAUUGUGGAUUACACGGCCAGCAUCGUGAAAAACCUAUGCGAUCCCUCUGUCCCACUAUCGAUUAGCGAUGUGAAUGAUCGCAUUCACUAUAGCUUCCCUCCAAAGCUUAUCCCUCCAGAUCAUGUGAUUGAUGAGAUCAAAACCUUGAUCGAUCGCGGUAAAAAGAAAACUCUCUACCUUCCGGCUGACAAAGUGCUAUCCUCCUUCCGAGCCAUUUGUUUCCGGAUCGAGCCAUCUGUAUCACUGUUUAUCACGCACUUGAUUGAGUACGCGUUGGGACAGAUUAUACAAUGGGCGGUGAAUUAUGAAUCUAAACUUGACUCCGGUCUCAUCGAGGAUACCGACAUUCAGCACAUUUCUAGUCUCUUCGGUACACACAACUUCUCGAAAACUUCAAUCAGUCAAUCUCUUCCGUUCCUGCAACGCCAUUCCGGUGACUACGCUGGACACGCCAAAGAACUUCAGUUCUUUCUCCGCUCGUGUGUGGAACACCUGGCCAUAAUUGUCCGCGUUUUCACCGACCCCAUUGGCGAAGAGCUGACUCAGCUCGCGUUGGCCACCCAAUCGGCUUUCAUCAAUAUAAGUGGUGGCUGCGAAUUGACCCUAGCUGCGGACCAGUUGUCUUUGGCUGUUCAUUCUGCACAACGUGUGUUUAGUUGUGCAUCCGAACUGUACAAUAACAUGACUUUACUUAGUGAAUGUGUGGAGGACGUGUUCGAAGGUCACAGCCGUCUUCUGGGCACCAGCCUGAUUGAACCCGCCGAAGACGAGACGUUUCACAGCUUUGCAUACUACUCGGAGGAGUUAUUCAGCAGUGAUUGUCGCAACUGGACAUACCUUCUGUCUGAAGUGCCUUGUUUGAUAAAGGCUCUUAACAACCUUUUCCAAUCCAUUUUAUGCACUGUCAUCGAAAAAGCUUCCAGUCGGCGCCUAGUUGACCUUGAAGUUCGCUACUCCGAUCCCCAUACAUGCACUUUAUGCACUUCUAGCACCGGUUCUGACCCUGGUGCUGUUCCGUACUCUACUGGAACAUCUUCCAGUGCCUCCUGUUCUAAUUCUCAUCUGAACAACAGCCCACAGCCGUUGCAUUCUUUGGGCUCGUUCCUACUUCAUUCUCAUGAAAAUGGGAGUUGUUCAUAUGGUCCAAAAACCUCUUACGUUUCGGAUCCUCCUGGCUCCAUUCCCGUGCCUACGGCCUCGUCGGGUCGAUACGACAACCGACACGCCCCAUCCUCUUCGUGCCAUUCUCACACACAUAGACACUCGCAGGAUCACCAACACAGGUGUGGGCAUUUCGCCAGUUCGGUUUCCACUACCAUGCCUUUGAGAAAGCAUAAAAAGACGAGAAUAAGUCGCCGUUCUGUGAGUGGCUCGCCGUCACCAGCUCCGCUGUCGUUCAUUCCCGGGUCUAGCGCAACUGACCCUUCCACAAAACCGGUUGUCUUCACAGAUAUCAGUGGGAGUGAGCCCGGUAUGUCCACUUCUUCGUCCUCCUCAUCCGCUCUCAAUGAUGGAAUGACGACGAGAAGCAGUCAGGAUAGUGGAUCUCACUCGUUUGAACACCACCACCACCACUUGGGGUUCACCGGGUCCGAUGAGCAGUCUCCGAGUGACAGUUCCGUGCAGGAGAUUCACGCACGCCUAAUGGAGGUCUUCCCAUCCCGAUCCAGCUCGGCUACUGGCUCCGCUUCUUGUAGCCACAUGGUGAUUGCGUUCCGUUAUCUGCUACCUCAGCUUCUUCAACUACCUCCCCUACAAUUACUACAUUUGCAUGAAAUAAUUGAGACACUUUACCAACACGCGGUGGAAGAAAGCGAACGGUCUUUGUUGAAGGACGUACUUUCGAUGCUAUCCAAAACCCGUCUUUCCAUUCAAAACAGCAUGUCCACUCAGGAUUGGAUCAAGACCACUGCCCCUCGUCUGGUCAAUUUCCUCAAAACCCCAUUGACUGGGUGCGUUCUCUCACCGGAGGCCCGUGGCAAUUUGGAAGAGCUUGUGCAAUCCGUGCGUCGCAUCCAGCACUCUUCCGAACGGUCUAUCUCCGUGUCCGAGUACAUUCUUGAUGGUUUCGUUCAAAUCCGGAGCGAAGGAAGCCGUUUUAAACGUUCUGAUCGAAUUGCUUAUCUGUUCAACAAUUGGCUACUGUUGUGCAAAAAGCAACGCCGCGUGCUUGGCACCGUGGUCGGCUCUGUUGGAUCAAGCGCACAUUCCGGCCUAAAGGUGAAAAAACGCAUUCCGUUGGAGCAAUUCCAUCUGAUCGAUUCAGGCACUGAAAUCUCCGAUAACAACGAUGUAUUUUUUACCUUCGAGUUGGAGUAUUGGGAAUUCCCGCGACGUGGUUCUCUUGCUCCCGACUUACUCUCCAAGUCCAUCGUUUCAAUUGGCUCCGAUCAGCUUCCCCCUCCGGCCAAUGCCCGCAACGUUCCCCCAGCAUCUAUUGCAUUAUCCACGUUACCUACAUCCAUCACCACCACCAACACGAGCUGCUCGCAGCUCGGCAGUGUGCUCUCCAUAUCCACCCUAACCAGCACGAAUACCUUAGUGGACGGGUCCUCUGUGAGCACCGGAGUUGCUACCACCACCGCCACCACAGAUUCGGCCGAUUCGGCCGCUGUAUCCACCUUCGCUCCGUUGGUACCCACCGCAGGAGCUGCUGUGGCCGCCGCAAGCGCUGCCGUGUUAGGCGCAUUGUCCUCCGCACGCACACAACGUGUGAUCUUCGUCUUCUCCUCUCAGACUGACAAAUCGGAUUGGUUGGCUGCUCUGGUCUACCUACAGCUUGGUCGACUGUUCAAGCGUUAUAUCCGCGAUCUACCACGUCAGGACAUCCCCUUGGUUCUCCCUCCGCCGGAAGUGUAUCGAUUCUCCGCGCCGGAUUCGAUCACAACCAUCAUAUUUGAAUCGGAUCAGCAAGAUAGUAGUGCAGAGAUUCCGGUGAUCAGAGCGGCCACAAUGCUUAAACUAAUCGAACGUAUGACAUACCAUGCGUACUUCGACCGAAACACUAUCAAUGUCUUUCUUUUGACAUAUCGCCGAUACAUUAGUCCACAAGAGUUGUUGGAAUUGCUCAUCGAACGGUUCAAUGUCCCUGAACCGGACUUUGCUGAGGCCGCGGAACAAGCCCAAAUGUUGUGCGACAAAGAGAAUGCUAUCACAGUCGCCAUUCGCUUGGAGAAGCGUUUCCGCUCCAUCUACAAACGGCGUGUGCAAUACAGAGUGCUUAAUUUCCUCAUCAAAUGGGUGAAGAAUCCGUCCUAUUACAAGCUGGACAUUUCCACCAAUGAAGCGGUUCGCAAUCGAUUGUGGGAGUUUUUGGACACAGUGGACGCCCGAAAUCUACAGGACAAUGUGGCCAACAUCCGUAAAUCGCUUCGUGGGGAUCGCACUCGUCUCAUACAAAUCAUACAACAACUGCCACCUGAUCCUUUAGAUUUGGGUCUGGUCACACGUGCGGAAGAGGUUAAAUUGACCAACGUUCAUCCGUUGGAGUUGGCGCGGCAGAUCACACUUCACGAAUGGGAGCUGUACUCACGAAUUGAAUUUUGGGAGGUCAAUGGAAAGGAGAAAACAAAAGCUCCAAAUCUACAGGCCUCGCUGGAUUUCUCUAACAAGAUCAAAUGGUGGCUCGUGUAUUCCAUCAUGUCCGCUGAACACCUGGAAGAUCGUUUGAUUGUGAUGCAGCGUGUUGCUGAUUUGGCCACUUUGUUCGAGGUCCUGAACAACUUGGAGGGCUUUCAGGAAGCGAGGGCGGCCCUACUCAGUUCCCCUGUGUUCCGACUUCAUAGCACUUACGAAGCUUUGCUCACCAAAUCCAGACCACAUCAUCGUGCUUUCUUCGAAAACCUACGUCGUUCCGCUGAGACAGAGGACGGAGAUGCUUAUGUGACCGACUAUGAGAAGAAGCUACACGAGUUAAAUCCACCUGGUCUGCCUUUUAUCGCUGUGGGCGACAAAACCCACUUGAUUCACUUGGAAUUGAAACACCCAGACUGGAUCACCGUCCCGAACACACAGGGCGCUUCUCUUGGUUCAGAAGAUGCCGGCUCACGGUCACUAAUCAACUUUUGGAAGUGUCACCAGCUGGCUGACUUGGUGGAGUACUAUCUGUCUUUCCAACAGACCCCUUACAACUUCACAGUGAACGAACACAUACGUAAUUUUCUCCUUACCUUUGAUCCCUUGCGCAUGGCCGGAGUAUCCGAUGAACACAGCUUCGAUGAUUUGAUGCAUGAGAAAUCGCUGCAAUUUCAACCCCGGCACCCUGCUGAGCCACUGUUGGUCACCGAACGUCAGUUGAGUGUCGUGGAGCAACGUAUUGCAUCCAUGCUGAGUGCGAACCCGCCAGAUCACCGACUCACUGCAGAUUCCAAGGAGUUCCGUUCUCUACUCCAUGUUGCUUCGCUCGCCUCGACUUCAUCCACUGCCGCAUCCACAAAUGCUCUAUCAUCCUCAAUAUCAUCCGGAGCUUCAGCCGACAGCUUCUCGAUGAAGAGCAUUGCCGGACGGUCACCACCAGUCGAUGCGUUUUCCACCCUCAUUACCAGCACAGAGAGUUUGGGUCGCGGUCGCACCCGCCAAUGCGAUGGGAGGGUGUUGCAGAUGCAGCCCACUUCAAUAAGUGAUCGUUUGCAGUUGAGUAUGGGUCAUCUCCAUUCCCAGUGUUGUCGCCCGCGUCACCCUAUCGACCCCUCCCGUGGGGUUCGAUCCGCCUCGUCCUCCCCAGCUCCGGCGAAUCCCACCGGUCUUGCCAAUUUGACGGUCAACUUUCCAACUAACGUUCAUUUGACUCACAGCGCAUAUGCGUCGUCCCCGCCUCCUCCGCUUCCCCCACGCACCAUUCGAUUCAAGGCGACGGAUCAACAUUUGGAGCAUUUUGUCAACCAGGGAUUAGUUUCAAGCGCUUCGCCUUCUGUGACUAACACUGAGUGUACUCGGUCGUACGCAGAUGUUCCCAGUGCUAACCCGCUACCUGACAGUACAAGAUAUCCCUCACGUCUGUGCUCUGCCAUUGGCGAUUCAACCGUGUUGCCUCCAGCGCCACCUCCUAGACCACUGCAACGAAAAUGUGGUUCCCCUUUCCCAGCGGACAGCAUCGUGUGUGAAACCGAUUCGAAGAAGAACGAGAACACAUCCAAAAGAACUGGCUCUUUCGCUGCGUCCUCCCUCAUGCCAGACUCUUCCACCGUCCCAUCCGCGCGUCCCGCACCCAGUCACUGUCCUCAGCAGCAGCAACAGCCGCCUCCGCAGCAUCCCGGUUUCUCUCUCGACUCCCCACCCGUGUUACCUCCACGUGUGCAUUGUCGUGGGCAUUCAUCAUUCAGCUCGUCCCAUUCACUUGCAUCGUCUACGAGCAACACUGUAGACACGUCUGGCCGUGUGGGCGUUAGUGACGUUCCUCCGGACCACCUUCCACCACCGUUGCCGCCCAAGCGACAAGCCGCCAAAAGUGGAGUUUCUCAGCCUUGA
Molecule: messenger RNA, 5640 nt
Organism: Dicrocoelium dendriticum
Lineage: Eukaryota; Metazoa; Platyhelminthes; Trematoda; Plagiorchiida; Dicrocoeliidae
Source: the annotation of a GenBank genome assembly